This is a messenger RNA of Lodderomyces pseudojiufengensis, 1998 nucleotides long. RefSeq lists its product as uncharacterized. The transcript has a single exon. The coding region runs from base 1 to 1998 and encodes 665 amino acids. The record is from RefSeq and is a predicted model, not a curated record. NCBI's taxonomy places the organism in Eukaryota, Fungi, Ascomycota, Pichiomycetes, Serinales, Debaryomycetaceae.
AUGUCAGAUAUAGAUCCCAUUUUGCAUAGGGGAUAUGAAUUUUAUAUUAACAAUCCAAAUCUACCACCACAACCAAAUUUUGAUAAUUUUGAAGGUCAAGAAGUAAGAUUUGAAGAUAUAGAAAAUCAUGAAACUCAAGAAUCAGAAGUUGCAUUAUCCUCAGAUCAUUUACAAUCCAGUCAAGUUGAAGAUGAACUUAAAUGGAAUAACCCCAGAAAAGCGAAAACUUUUGAUAUAAAAAAUAUUGGUAAGAAGACCUUGGAUCAUGAAGAUUUUCAACAGUUUGAUAUCCCUCCAAUUAGUGCUUUCCCGGAUCUGGAAGACAAAGAUCAAAUACCUUAUGUGGAAAACAAUGAUAAUUAUUUGGAAUUUAAAAGAGAACAAAUUAGAAACAAAACUUGUCCUUCCACUUGGUUAUAUUCAUCUUCAAGAGAUCCUGUAUUUGAUGGAAAAAAUUGGAGUCACCCUCCAAAUGAAGAUUCUCCCUCCAGAGAAACUCCAUUGUUGAUCAAAUACCAAAAAGAAAAAGAUCCAAAGGGUAAAGAUAAAAAUGAUUCAGGAGUUCCCAUCCACCUUCAAUGUUUUACCGAAUUUGGUUUUAAGCGUUUUGGACAAAUUGACUACAAAAUGGACAGAAUCCAGUUUCCUGAUUUAAAUACUGGUCAAUUUAUAACUGAUUACACAAAAAAAGUUGAAUUUUCCAGUUUUGGUGAUAAAUUGGUAAGAAAUUUAGAAGGAGUUACUUUACAAGCUGAUCAAACACUACCAUACAGGCCAUCAAACGGAAGAGAUUAUGGUGAAGUUAUUAUUGAAGUACCACCAAAUGCAGUUGAAGAAAGAAUAAGUGGGAGAAAUAAUGUAUACAAAAUUGAAAGAUUUAAAGCAUUACAUUCCGUACCCAGUGGAGUAGUUCCAGAUUUGUCAAGAGAAACAAUAGUCAACAUUAGAACCUAUUUACAACUAGUAUCAUUUGAUAGUUGGAUAUCAUUUUUACAAAUUUUGGGUUUUUUCGCAUCUGACGGAUGCGUUCAGAUGAAUGAAACAGGUCACGUAACAGGUGUUAGGUUUAAGCAACACAAACCAUCUGAUAUGGCGUAUUUAGAGAUGCAUCUAAUGAAAGUUGGACUUAAAUAUGAUGAUGAUUAUAAAUUCCGUACUGGUUUGGUUAAAUAUUCAUCUGAUCUGAAAGCUGUCAAAAAAUUUAUUGAAGCUAAUGAAAGAGUUAAUGAAGAACAAAUCGAAUUAAAGGAAGAAGAAGACAAAGGUGAAGUUAAAGAUGAAGUUAAAGAUGAAGAUAAAGAAUGGGUUGGUCCCAGAUUUUAUGAAAUUAGGAUUGUGAAAGACAAUUGGAAAAUUUGGUUUACAAAAUAUUUUGGAAGUAAAUACACCAAUUCUUUGACCAGAAUUGAAGAGGAUUUUGCCUAUUCCAAUAGUGCAAAGCCUAUAAGAUUUUUAGGUUGGAUGUUUCUGUUAUCAAGAAUAGAAUUAUAUUAUUUUUUAACAGGAUAUAAUUAUGGUGAUGGUAGAGGUGAAGUUGAGCUUCGUCUUACAGUUGGUCACGUUGAUGUUGCUAAUUUUUUGACAACGUUAAUUACUCGUUGUGGUUUGAAAACCAAUAUCAAAGUAGUUCUUAGACCAGACUUGUACACUCAGUUGGUUAAAGACCAAAUAAGAGUUGGUGUAAAAAUCAGAUCAACUUCAGAAUAUAGAUUGAUCAAAAGAGCUGAAUAUGAAGCAUUAGAUGAAGAAGAACAAAAAAAUUGGGUCCCCCAUUUACCUAAUGCAAAACCAUGUUAUGAAUUGAUGUGUAUUGAUGGUAUAAAAAGGAAUGCCGACGUGUAUCCUGGUGUUUUGAUUGCAGGAACUGAAUUAUAUGUUGAAAAAACACAAUUGGUCAAAGUGGAUUCACCUACAAAAUUAUUAUUUGUAAGACAUGAAUAUGAAAAUGGAGAUACAAGUAGAGGUUUUAUAAUUUCUUCACCAGAAUUUGAUUAUUAG